Molecule: messenger RNA, 2064 nt
Organism: Suhomyces tanzawaensis NRRL Y-17324
Lineage: Eukaryota; Fungi; Ascomycota; Pichiomycetes; Serinales; Debaryomycetaceae
Exons: 1
Coding region: 1-2064 (687 amino acids)
Biological process (GO): ribosome-associated ubiquitin-dependent protein catabolic process; rescue of stalled cytosolic ribosome
Cellular component (GO): RQC complex
Source: RefSeq, a predicted model, not a curated record
AUGAGUUCGAGAGCGUUAAAGAGGUUAGAAAGGCAGAAGCAACAAGCGCUCGGCUUAGGUGAUGAGUCCGAACAAGAAGAAGUCGUUGAAGAAACGUCUAAUCCAAAGUUCAAUGCAUUUGCGUUGUUGAAAGGAGAUGAUGACGAUGAUGAUGAGGACGAGGAAGUGGAACAGCAUGAAGUGAUUGAAAAGUCAACGGAGACACAGCAAGCUUCAAAGCCUGAUACAAAAACCAAGGGUAAGAAGUCGAAGAAGAACAAGAAGGCCAAGAAGAAGACCGAGGAUGUCGAUAGUGAUGAGGAGCUUGAUCGUUUCCUCGCCGAGAUCAAAGCAAAGGACUUGAGCAAAGAAUCCAAAGACGUAACCCCUUCAGAAUCCGAGCCUGCUGAGGAUGAGUAUGAUUUUGAAGAGGAGUUGGACAUGGUUUCCGAGCCAGUAAAGGAGUUUGACUCUAAUUUCAAGUUCUUUACGUCUCAUCGUCUCAAGCAAUCGUUACCAUUGUUAUCUAUUCCUUCCGUGAAAGACUUGGAUCCCGACCAAGAGUUCCGUAACUUGUUUGGUAACCUCAGUCUUGAUACGAUUGAAGACGCAAAUACAACUACUUCGUUGGCCAUUUCUCCAGAGUUACUCGAGCAAUUCAGAAAAUUAGCAAGACUUACGAGAGGAUGGGGCGGAAAAGACCGAAGAGGUAUUCCGGGAACGACAAGAAAGCUUUUGUUGACAAGGAUCAGAGAUGAUUGGCUUCCCACUGCCCAAAAGUUGAUGGACGCUAAAGAAUUGAGGCAAGACGAGGUGCUAAAGUACCUUGAAUACAAAGAAGACAGUGCUACUAUUGAAGAGUUAGAGUUUAAGCUCAAGAAGGAGUAUAAGUUAGGGGUGAGAUAUUUCCGUUUUGACAAAUUGAAUAACAUCCAACAGAGAGUGGCUAACACCAGGUUUUAUGCUUCAGUGGUUAUGACUCCGGACCCGGAAUCCUUGAUGCAUCUUUUACAACAAUAUCCCUACCAUCCGGAAACCUUACUUCAAGUCGCUAUGGUUUUGUUGAGACAAGGAAGCGAAAAGUCCACCAGUAUUUCCUUAAUCGAAAAGGCAUUGUUCGUUUUCGAUCGUUCACUUCAAAAGAGAAUGCACGAAUUAUUGUUGGAAGGAAAAUCAGAGCUUAUAAGAUUGCCUUACGAGGGAUUUUUAAACAGACAGUUUUAUUUAUGCUUGUUCAGGUACAUAAUAGGCUUGGGAGAGAGAAGAACUUUCUUCACUGCUUUAUCCUACUGCAAAUUUCUACUUUCGCUCUCUCCUGCAGAGGAUCCACUCGGUGUUCGUUAUUUCAUCGAUUUUUAUGCAAUAAUGAGUGAAGAGUAUAAGUUCUUGACCAGAUUUGCUCAGUCGCCAUUGUGUGUUACAUACGAAAAAUGGCUCACUCCAGGAAUUGCAUAUUCCACAGUUUUGGCAUACUUGAAAAUGGACGACAAGGAGAAUGCAAAGAAACUGUUAAGGACUGCUUAUACAUACCAUCCAUAUACCGGUCUCAAGUUGCUCGAGUUGAUAGGAUUGUCGGCUUCCUUGCCAAUUAAAGAAAGCACAUUGAAGCCAACUCAUGAUGUGAUCGUUGCUGCCGAAACAUAUUUGGUGAGAGCUGGAUUAUUGUGGGAUGAGCAAUCCUCUAGACAAUUUUUACACGAUGAGCUUACCGAAUUGUUUCAAACCCAAAAUCAAAAAGCAAAGAGUUCCAUAUAUGAGCUUUUGGGGUUCAACUCAGCUCCUGAUCAACCAGACAUUCCUAUUAACUUGAUAAGAUUUGCAAUCCUCUCAGGUGAAAGUAAAAUCAUGGCAAGACUUCCCCAACAGGUCUGGAAUGAAAAUGCUUUCGAGUACGACGCAUUGCCUCCAAACGACACCACAGUGCAAUAUAACGAGUUUACUGGAGUUGCCAACGGAUCAUCUGUCGUUGAUUCUAUGAUCGACUAUGUUGAUCAUAACCUAUUGGGUACAAUCAUACAAUCAAGAACUGACGAGGGUCAAUUUGAGGAAAUGGUGAGACAAUUACAAGAAGAAGAAGAGAACUAA